AUGGUUAAGGAUAUGAAAUACUACCAAUCCCUAGGGGUUGAGGCGGACGCCACUGAGGCGCAAUUGAAGAAGGCUUACAGACUCAACGCCCUAAAAUACCAUCCCGACAAGAAUCCCAGCCCGGAAGCCGCAGAAAAAUUCAAGGAACUAUCGCACGCCUAUGAAAUCCUUUCAGACCCCCAGAAACGCCAAGUCUACGACCAGUAUGGAGAAGAAGGUCUCUCUGGUGCUGGAGCCGAUAUGGGCAUGUCCGCCGAAGAUCUGUUUUCGCAGUUUUUCGGUGGCAUGGGCGGCAUGGGUGGAAUGUUCGGAGGUGGUGGAAGCAUGCAGCAACAGGGUCCCAAGAGAAGUCGUGACAUCGUCCACGUUCACAAAGUUUCCCUUGAAGAUCUGUACAAGGGCAAAACAUCAAAGUUGGCUCUUCAAAAGACCGUUGUUUGCGGGAAAUGCAAUGGUAUCGGCGGCAAAGAAGGAAGUGUCACUAAGUGCAAGGGUUGCGGCGGUGCCGGUAUGAAGACUAUGAUGCGUCAGAUGGGUCCCAUGAUUCAACGUUUCCAGACCGUCUGCCCGGAUUGUAACGGCGAAAAGGAAAUCAUCAAGGAGAAGGAUAAGUGCAAGGCUUGCCAGGGUAAAAAGACGGUCUUUGAGAGAAAGGUCAUCCACGUCCCUGUUGACAAGGGUAUGAAGGACGGUCAGAGAAUCACCUUCCAAGGUGAGGGAGAUGCUGGCCCAGAUAUCAUUCCCGGUGACGUUAUUUUCGUCAUCGAGCAGAAGCCGCAUGCCCGUUUCCAGAGGAAGGAUGAUAAUUUGUUCUACAAGGCUGAGAUUGACCUCUUGACGGCCCUGGCUGGUGGCACAAUCGCGAUUGAGCACCUCGACGAGCGUUGGUUACAAGUUCAGAUCUUACCUGGAGAAGUCAUUAGCCCUGGCGAACUUAAAAUCGUCCGUGGACAAGGUAUGCCUUCCUACAGGCAUCAUGACUACGGUGACAUGUUCAUCCAGUUUGAGAUCAAAUUCCCCCCGAAGCACUUCGCCGAUGAGGACGUCAUCCUGAAGCUCAACGAAAUCCUUCCACCUCGCCCUGCAUCAGAAAUCCCUGCAGAUGCCAUGGUUGACGAUGUCAAUGUUGAGGAAUUGGAUGCUCAAGCUCAAGCCCGAGCUGUCAACGGUCCUAUGGAUGAGGAUGAUGAUGAACACCCUGGCCACGAGCGUGUCCAAUGCGCAUCUCAGUAA
Messenger RNA from Orbilia oligospora ATCC 24927, 1233 nucleotides. RefSeq lists its product as uncharacterized. Gene Ontology annotation, cellular component: nucleus; cytosol; cytoplasm. Bases 1 to 1233 code for a protein of 410 amino acids. Gene Ontology annotation, molecular function: Hsp70 protein binding; ATP binding. The record is from RefSeq and is a predicted model, not a curated record. Gene Ontology annotation, biological process: response to heat; protein refolding. NCBI's taxonomy places the organism in Eukaryota, Fungi, Ascomycota, Orbiliomycetes, Orbiliales, Orbiliaceae. The transcript is spliced from 6 exons.